This is a messenger RNA of Trichoderma virens Gv29-8, 1710 nucleotides long. RefSeq lists its product as uncharacterized. The record is from RefSeq and is a predicted model, not a curated record. Gene Ontology annotation, biological process: dephosphorylation. The coding region runs from base 1 to 1710 and encodes 569 amino acids. Gene Ontology annotation, cellular component: fungal-type vacuole membrane. Gene Ontology annotation, molecular function: alkaline phosphatase activity. The transcript is spliced from 2 exons. Lineage: Eukaryota; Fungi; Ascomycota; Sordariomycetes; Hypocreales; Hypocreaceae.
AUGCCGUCCGAACGCCACCCUCUCCUAUCCAACCGCGGCGAGUCGGCCGAAGCCGCUCAGGCAAAGGCCGCCCUACGCUCUUCACGCAUCCGCGAGAUUGCCUUCUUCGCCUGGGGCCUCCUUGCCACUGCCGCCUUCAUUGUCGCUGCCGUCUGGAUCCAGCAUGGCGCGCAGACCGGCCAUGACGGCGACAACGACAAGGUCGCUCCAAAGCGCAACCUCGUCUUCGUCGUGUCCGACGGCAUGGGCCCGGCAUCGCUCUCCUUGACCCGAAGCUACCGCCAGUAUAUCAACAACCUCCCUGAGAAUGACACUCUUGUCCUGGACCAGCACUUCUGGGGCACCAGCCGCACCCGCUCCAGCAACUCCCUGGUCACUGACAGCGCUGCUGGCGCCACCGCUUUCUCCUGCGGCCUCAAGAGCUACAACGGCGCCAUCUCAGUCCUGCCUGACUUUGAGCCGUGCGGAUCCGUCAUGGAGGCGGCAAAGAGGGUCGGAUACACAACGGGAUUGGUUGUCACAACCGACAUCACGGAUGCUACGCCCGCCACCUUCGUCAGCCACGUCCUGGGGAGAGAGAUGCAGGAUUCAAUUGCCCUCCAGGAAAUCGGAGAGGGCGUCUUGGGCCGUUCUGUCGAUCUCAUGCUCGGUGGUGGCCGCUGCCAUUUCCUGCCCAACACCACCAAGGGCGGAUGCCGUGAGGACGAGGUGGACGUUACGCGACUGGCUCAGGAGAAGCAUGGGUGGACCUACGCCAAUGAUCGCCAAGGCUUUGACGCUCUCAACGGCGGCAACAAGGUCAAGCUUCCCUUCCUCGGCCUGUUUGCUGAGCGAGAUGUUCCUUUCGAAAUCGAUAGACAGAAGCAGAACGAUGUUUACCCCAGCCUGAGCGAGAUGGCCACCACCGCCCUGCGAGCCCUCGAAAAGGCAACCAAGCACUCGGACAAGGGCUUCUUCCUGAUGAUUGAGGCCAGCCGCAUCGACCAUGCCGGCCAUUUCAACGACCCUGCUGCCCAGGUCCGCGAGGUUCUCGAAUAUGACAAGACGUUCAAGGCCGUCCUUGACUUUAUCGCCGACAGCAAGACGGAGACGGUGCUCGUAGCCACCAGCGACCACGAAACCGGCGGUCUCGCCACGGCCAUCCAGGAGCCCGGCCAUCUGCCAGUGUACAACUGGUAUCCUCGCGCCCUCGCCAAGGCCACUUCAUCAUCUGAGUUCCUCGCCGCCAAGCUCCGCUCCCACGCAGCAUCUGUCUCGCCUUCUUUCAAGGACAACAACAAGAUGGAGAAGGAGAGGGAAAAGGCCAAGGCUGACCUCAAGGAGUGGAUCAACAAGGAACUCGUCGUUCCCGGCCUCGGCAUCUCCAACGCCUCCGAGGACGAGCUCGAGGCCCUGGCUGACAACGCCGAGGCAGCCCUUGAGAUCUUCUCUGCCAUGAUUUCCCUGCGCGCGCACGUCGGCUGGAGCACCCAUGGACAUACCGCCGUAGACGUCAACAUUUACUCGUCUGGAGGUCCUGGCACGCACAAGCUUCGUGGUAACGUCGAGAACACGGAUGUCGGCAAGUUCUUGAGGGACUAUCUCGAAGUCGACGUCGAGGAGAUCACCAAGGAGCUGAGGGAGAAGACGGAGAAGCCCGGUGCCGCUGCGAAGAGCAUGGCGACCGAGCAGAUGGGCGCUGUAGAGCACUAUCACGCACUAGAGAUUUGA